UAUGUUGUUAAGCAUAUUACGGUAGGAAUGAAUCGUAGAGGUUUGAAUGCUGGAAAUACGAUGACUUCUCAAUCAAAUAUUGACGACAGUAGCUGGAAGGGAGUAUCUGAAAACACAAGCAUGUUACCCUCUUCAAAUCCGUCGGCUCUUAAUCCAGAUGGUAGCAAUCAAAGCGGGUUUCCCCAGGGCGGACUACCAUACAAUUCUAGUGGCAAUCCAUAUCCACAAGCUGGCCAAUCAUCUCCUGCUGGAAAUCAGGGAAUGGUAUUUCAAAACACUAAUCAGCCGGGAUCAAAUACGCCUCAAUAUACCUCUUCUCCUGCGCCUUCGGGCUCAUCAACACCUGGCCCAGUUGGCUCACAAAAUUUGCCGGGCAGUUACCCGCAAUCAUCGACUUCGGGCAAUUUUAACGGACCUGUUGGAGGACCAUUUGGAUCUCCUUCAUCAGGCUUGGGACCCUUCAGUCGACCAGCAAGUUCAGGCACGCCGUUCAAUAGCGGACAAGGAGGGCAUUUUUCGUCGCCAACUGUUUUUGGUGUUGGAGGUCAAUUUAAUCCGAUGCCGCCAGCUUCCCCGUUUGGUCAUGGCGGAAACCAUCCUAUGAUGGGAGGUCCUCAGCAAAUGGAAAGAAUUGAUCAAGGCUUUAGAAGGCAUAAUUCAUACUUCAGUCAUACGGAGCACAGAGUCUUCGAAUUGAACAAACGUCUACAACAACGAAAUGAUGAAAGUGACAAUUGUUGGUGGGACUCGUUUACAACGGAGUUUUUCGAGGAUGAUGCUAGGUUAACCAUACUUUUUUGUUUGGAAGAUGGGCCAAAGCGUUAUACUAUUGGUCGCACGUUGAUUCCACGUUUUUUCCGGAGUAUAUAUGAAGGUGGAGUGUCUGAUUUAUACUUUCAAUUAAAGCACGCUAAGGAAUCGUUUCAUAAUACAUCUAUAACUUUGGAUUGUGAUCAGUGCACAGUAAUAACCCAACAUGGCAAACCGUUUUUUACGAAAGUUUGUGCGGAUGCAAGACUGAUUUUGGAAUUCAUGUAUGAUGACUAUAUGCGAAUUAAAUCUUGGCAUAUGACCAUUAAAGGGCACCGAGAGCUUAUUCCUAGAUCUGUAAUAGGCACAUCACUUCCUCCAGAUCCAAUGCUUCUAGAUCAAAUAACAAAGAAUAUUACUAGAGCUGGAAUAACAAACUCAACAUUGAACUAUCUUCGAUUAUGUGUUAUACUUGAGCCUAUGCAGGAACUUAUGUCGCGUCAUAAGGCAUACGCACUAAGUCCACGGGAUUGUUUAAAAACGACGCUGUUCCAGAAAUGGCAACGUAUGGUAGCCCCUCCUGGUAAAAAAGAUCCUCAACGCCCGCCCAACAAAAGACGCAAAAGGAAAGGUUCAAAUUCCGGUGGUGGCAACAACACAAACACACCACCCGUAACAAAUCAAAAGAGGUCGCCUUCAGGGCCCAGUUUUUCCCUGUCUUCACAAGAUGUGAUGGUUGUAGGUGAACCAACGUUAAUGGGAGGUGAAUUCGGCGAAGAGGAUGAGAGGCUAAUAACACGCUUGGAAAAUACACAAUACGAUGGAACCAAUGCCGUAGAGCACGACAACCACUCCGGAUUUGGUCAUGCUGAUUCCCCAAUUUCAGGCUCGAACCCAUGGAGCAUUGAGAGGUCAGGCGCUAUUCCAGCUAGUCCUGGAAAUGGAGCUGCUCCACAGAACAAUGCAAAUAUAGCAGAUAUAGACAAAAAGAGUCCCAUUGUAUCGCAAUAGAAUUCCAUACCAUAAUUGCAUAUUUCGCUGUAUUGUCAAAUGUAUUUUCAUACUUGCAUGUAAAAAUAACUUGAAAUAAAGCUCACAAGUUUUAGGAAAUGUAAAAAUAUCUACAUACUAUAAA
Messenger RNA from Scaptodrosophila lebanonensis, 1885 nucleotides. RefSeq names its product LIM domain-binding protein 2 (gene Chi). Gene Ontology annotation, molecular function: LIM domain binding. Lineage: Eukaryota; Metazoa; Arthropoda; Insecta; Diptera; Drosophilidae. Gene Ontology annotation, cellular component: nucleus; transcription regulator complex. The record is from RefSeq and is a predicted model, not a curated record. The transcript has a single exon. Gene Ontology annotation, biological process: nervous system development; negative regulation of transcription by RNA polymerase II; positive regulation of transcription by RNA polymerase II. The coding region runs from base 28 to 1761 and encodes 577 amino acids.